UUUGAUUUUACUAUUUUGACUCAAGUUGCUUCGCUUUAAAAUUCAAAAUUUAAACGAUAUUUCCGUGCAAUACCCAUUAACAGUAUUAGACAACUGGCCAUGUCGCACAAGUGGUAUAGGCUCUCAAUCUCGGGCUCGUUCGCUAAUCCGCAGAACUAUGUUAACAUAUUGUCGAAUGCCAGGAUGUCUUCUUUCACGCCAACGCAAACGCCAAAAUAUAUGUCGGUUACGGGCAGUGUCAGCGAUCUGAGCUUGUCCACCUUGUCCCGCAUGUCUCUUUUGGGCAAACCAAGUGCCAAAAAGUUGACAAAAAAGCAAAUCCCGAAAAUGCCAAGGGUCAGGCAAAAAAAAAAUGAAUCAUGCGUAGCCCAGUGUCAGCAGAAUCAGUGCACGGCAGAAGAAUCCCAGCUGAUAAGAAACUUUAUCAGAGAAGUGCGCUAUCGCGAGCUCAGGCAGUACUAUGCCAAAAUGAUUGCCGCCGAGAGAAGCUGGCCAUCGUAUAUACCGAUCUGUUGCAUGUGUUCCGGGUGCGGAUUACCCAAGUUUAAAGCACCGGCCAAGGAUAUACGUCACAAUGUCUAUUGUUGUGGACCUGAAACUAUGUGCUAAGCGCAGCAUUGGCUCAAGUUUCUCGCUGCUGCACUUACCUGCCAAAGAUGCUUCUCUUGAUCCACCCACUCACCGGCUAGGUAUCUGUGUGUGUGUGUGUGUGUGUGUGUUUAAGAGCAGCACCUUUGGCAUAUAAGUUUCUUAGCCAUCGUACCAGCUUCCAUCUGUAUAUACUUAUAUAACAUUUGUUCAAUUAUAAUAAAUCACAUGUGCGUUCGAGA
Drosophila virilis is the source of this 830-nucleotide messenger RNA. NCBI's taxonomy places the organism in Eukaryota, Metazoa, Arthropoda, Insecta, Diptera, Drosophilidae. The record is from RefSeq and is a predicted model, not a curated record.